Molecule: messenger RNA, 2463 nt
Organism: Portunus trituberculatus (swimming crab)
Lineage: Eukaryota; Metazoa; Arthropoda; Malacostraca; Decapoda; Portunidae
Product: glycoprotein-N-acetylgalactosamine 3-beta-galactosyltransferase 1-like
Exons: 10
Coding region: 493-1452 (319 amino acids)
Cellular component (GO): membrane
Molecular function (GO): N-acetylgalactosaminide beta-1,3-galactosyltransferase activity
Source: RefSeq, a predicted model, not a curated record
UAUUCGUCCUUAACACAUGUGGUGGAACAAAUAUUUAUACCAGAUAUCUAUGAAACACAGAUCGAUACUGCCAUAGAGAUUGCUGAUACAGCAAUCUCUAAUGAGACCAGCACGCUCAUUCAUAUUCAACCAAGAGGUUGUGUUAAAUGUGGCAAUUAGAUAAACAACCAGUAGGAAGCAGGAAGAAGCGUGGUGUUUAAAGGCAAUACAAUGAUGAUGACAAUGAUAACUGAUAACUGAGGACGAGGACGAGGACGAGGACGAGGAGGACGACGACGACGACGAAGCAGAAUAGUACCAUUUUGCUAACAUUAAGUCAUCACUGACUUGAGAUUCUGAAUUGCUACUUGCGUUGUUAGAUGCAUCCUCUCUCAGACUUCCGCUGAUAAUGGCGGCGUCUAUGCUGUUUGGGGCCUCGUAGCCUUCGUCACCAUCUUGCCUCCCUCAGCCCAGUUCGCCAGCCGGUUCAGAGAGCCACUGAGACACGAAGAUAUGGAAGAAAUAGAGGCGGCGAUUCCCGAUUCUCCUUUAUCAGACCACGACCCGCACGAAAUUCACCACAUCGGCGAGGCAGUGGAAGCAACGCGUCUGUUUGAACAAGUACGUGUGGUGUGCUGGAUUAUGACGCGCCCGGAGACUCAUAAAAAGAAGGGCAUGCAUGUCAAGGCCACAUGGGGGAAGAGGUGCAAUAAACUGAUCUUCAUGAGCUCCCAGAAUGACACUGAACUGGGAGCAAUCGACCUGGGUGUGGGUGACGGGCGUGACCACCUCUGGGGGAAGACCAAGGCUGCCUUCAAGUACUUGUACGACCACCACCUCAACGACUACGACUGGUUCUUCAAAGCGGACGACGACACGUACACAAUUAUGGAGAAUAUGAGAUACAUGCUGUCCACCUACGAUUCUUCCUUGCCUAUCUACUUCGGCUCACGCUUCAAGAAGUUCACCAAACAGGGAUACAUGAGUGGAGGAGGCGGAUACGUGCUGAGUCGAGAGGCCCUCAAGAUAUUUGUGGAGGUAGCGCUGCCUAACCCCAAGAAAUGCAAGCAGUCGCACACGGGAGCAGAGGAUGCAGAAAUGGGCAAGUGCUUAGCUAACGUGGGCGUGAUGGCGGGGGACUCAAGGGACAGUCUCGGGCGGGGGCGUUUCUUCCCCUUCACGCCCACCACUCAUCUUAUGGGCGGAGUUCCUAAUUGGUAUCUGGAUUACGUCUACUACAAGCCUGACACAGGUCUGGAUUGCUGCUCGGACACCGCCGUCACCUUCCACUACGUCGACACCAAUAAAAUGUACAUGCUGGAGUAUCUUGUGUACCAUUUGAGACCCUAUGGCAUCGCACACCACGAUCCCUUCCCAGCGCCGCUACCACCCGACCACAGGAGUGUGCCCAAGAAGGUCCUACAGAAGAUGAACGUGACCAGUGUGAUUGUCAAGACAGAAGGGACGGCGUAGUACAGGAGUCCGCUGUGAAAGGUGCUCUAUAACCAGCCCCGCCACACCUAUGGACGCUGGCUGGGCUGUCUUUACCUCAUCCUCAUCAGUAGCCUCGUGUCCUCUUAAGAUUGUUAUGGUUACGUCCAUCAGUCUGUACUAGUUUUUUUUUUUUCGCUUUCCUUGAUUUGUUUUCUUCCCUUUUAACAUGUACUCGUAAUUUCUUUUCUUUCUUUGAUUUGUUUUCCUUCCUUUUGUCAUGUACUAGUUUUUUUCUUUCGCUUUAUUUGAUUUGUUUUACUUUCUUUUUAUUGUGUGUGUGUGCUCUUUACGGCCGCACAAUCUGCAUAUAAGCUUUAUCCCUGAAGUUAUCAGGUAAUCACUCUGACUUGAAUGCAACUUGGUGAAUAGCGAGAGAAAAAAAAGUCCACUCAACACGCAAUCACUCGAUGUAAAAAAGCUCUGAAAUCCGUUUUCUCUACUCUGAACACAAGCAAUAAUCACGAAUUUGAUGUAUAGUUUGAAAGCAAUUGCGUGUGAAGAUAAACCUGAUGAAUAACCACCACACUUGGCACUACUCAAUAAGCGGUCGAUAUAACCUGCUUCGUGGAGCACCUUGGCCUUUAAUGAUGCUCAGCGAAGGCAGCUUAAUGACGGUAGAUGAAGGACACGGUAGACAGUAAGCCGGAAGGUAUAGAGUGUCCUUAUUGCCUCGUGAUUAAUCUCUAUAAUAGCGGUCUUCCUACUGGAGUUGCCAUGGUGAGGAAUGGUCAAUGCCUGGAGUAAAUAAUCUAGUUUUUUUCAAAUCUUAUCUAGCCAUUUUGAUGUGAUAAAUUGUAAGAGAGCUUUACAAACACUGAUAUUCGUGUUUUGAAGACUCUGUGGGUGAAAUCUACUAUGUUGAUUUCUUUAAAGUACGAUUUAGUGUGUGUGUGUGUGUGUGUGUGUGUGUGUGUGUGUGUGUGUGUGUGUGUGUGUGUGUGUGUGUGUGUGUAUGUAUUUUUGACAAUUAAGAUGAAAAGUUACAUUUGA